AAUCAGUGACUCACAGUUCUAAGUGCUGGGGGCAAUUGAUUUGCUACUUGGAGGGGUUGUAAGAGGAGCCAGUGAGAAAGCAGAUCCCCCCCCUUAAAACACAGCUUUGCUGUGGAACCCCCCAAACCAUUCUACUAUCUUCCUCUGAAAAGACUCCAGCUGCCCCUCCUGGGCUCUCUGCUUCCACUGGGCACAUGCUGAUGCCCCUGAGUGGGCUGUUCUGGUGGUGGUGGUGCUGCUGCUGCUGUGCCUGGUACUGCUGUGGAUUGUGUGCCCCGGCUCCCCAGAUGUUGCGCCACCAGGGUCUCCUCAAGUGCCGCUGCCGCAUGCUCUUCAAUGACCUGAAGGUUUUCCUACUGCGGCGCCCCCCUCCAGCGCCCCUGCCCAUGCACGGAGACCCCCAGCCCCCCAGUUUGGCGGCCAACAACAACACCCUUCCGGCUCUAGGUGCCGGGGGGUGGGCAGGCUGGAGGGGCCCUCGAGAAGGGGUGGGCAGGGAGACCACUCCUCUGCCACCUCCACCACCUUUGCCACCUUCUUCUGUGGAAGAUGACUGGGGCGGCCCAGCCACAGAGCCACCUGCCUCGCUGCUCAGCAGUGCCUCCUCAGAUGACUUCUGUAAGGGGAAGGCUGAGGAUUGCUACUCACUGGGCAGCAGCCUGGACAGUGGCAUGAGGACCCCGCUCUGCCGCAUCUGCUUCCAGGGGCCGGAACAGGGGGAGCUGCUGAGCCCGUGCCGCUGUGAUGGCUCGGUCAAGUGCACGCACCAGCCCUGCCUCAUCAAGUGGAUCAGCGAGCGCGGCUGCUGGAGCUGUGAGCUCUGCUACUACAAAUACCACGUCAUCGCCAUAAGCACAAAGAAUCCUCUGCAGUGGCAGGCCAUCUCUCUGACAGUCAUUGAGAAGGUUCAGAUUGCAGCCGCCAUCUUGGGUUCCCUCUUCCUCGUUGCCAGUAUCUCUUGGCUCAUCUGGUCAACCUUCAGUCCCUCGGCAAAGUGGCAGCGCCAAGACCUCCUCUUCCAGAUCUGCUAUGGGAUGUAUGGAUUCAUGGACGUGGUGUGCAUAGGUCUCAUCGUGCACGAGGGACCCUCUGUGUACCGCAUUUUUAAACGGUGGCAGGCUGUCAACCAGCAGUGGAAAGUGAUGAACUAUGACAAGACAAAAGACCUGGAGGAACAAAAGUCAGGAGGCAGGACAAACCCUCGGACCUCCUCAUCCACCCAGGCCAAUGCCCCCUCCUCCGAAGAGGAGACCAUGGGCGCCCCUGGCCCUGAGGAAGGCCCUGCCCGGGCGGCCAGCCACCCCUCAGGCCCUGUGUCCGAUCACCACUGUGCUUACACCAUCCUGCACAUCUUGAGUCACUUACGACCUCAUGAACAGCGGAGCCCCCAGGGCGGGAGCCGGGAGCUUGUCAUGAGGGUCACGACAGUGUGAGGGGAGAGACCUGGAAAGGAGACCGUGACCAUGCACAGAGAUGGGGAGGCUGGGCCAGGAAGGAGCCAAGGCCCGGCAGGCCACAGUCUGGGGAGCAGGUGUGGGGAGUCAAAGUGGCAUCCCAGGGGCCGGAGCAGAGGGCUGGCAGAAGGUGGUGGGUCUUGUGGGGCCCUGGAAGCAGGGUCAGAGCUGGAGUGAGUGAGUUUGGUGUCCAGAGCGCUUUUCGUGAUUCUAAUCAGUCAACCCCCAUUCUCCAACAAGAGCAAGAAGAACCAGUACAAACUCAACAAGGAAGUGCAAUACAGCUUGAACGUAACAAAACACAAGGACAAAAGUCCCAGAUGUGCCCAUGCACAAAGCACCUGGGAGAAAAGGAGGCUUGGGGAGGGCGACGGUGAGUUGGUGGUGGAGGUGCCCCUGCGUGCACGAGCGGUGGGAGAAGAAAUGCAAAGAGGCAAAGAGUGUGCAAAGGAAAAGCACUGUAGCCUGUCUUGUUUUCCCCUUGAGUUUGUUUGUUUCUCCCUGGGCUGU
Hyaena hyaena (striped hyena) is the source of this 1964-nucleotide messenger RNA. RefSeq names its product membrane associated ring-CH-type finger 4 (gene MARCHF4). Bases 195 to 1433 code for a protein of 412 amino acids. NCBI's taxonomy places the organism in Eukaryota, Metazoa, Chordata, Mammalia, Carnivora, Hyaenidae. The record is from RefSeq and is a predicted model, not a curated record. The transcript is spliced from 4 exons. Gene Ontology annotation, molecular function: zinc ion binding; ubiquitin-protein transferase activity. Gene Ontology annotation, biological process: protein ubiquitination.